AUGGCUCAAAAUCCGGAAGAAGUCGCGACUAUGUUCGUCCAGUACUACUAUAACCAGUUCGACCAAAACCGAGCCGGUCUAGCAAGCCUUUAUCGUGAGGCUUCCAUGCUGACUUUCGAGUCCGCCUCUUUCAAGGGCACUCCCUCCAUCAUCGAGAAGCUACAGGGCCUACCGUUCCAGCAGAUCAAGCACCAGGUUUCCACCAUUGAUCUCCAGCCCGGUGUCGCUCCCGGCCACAUUCUGGUCCUCGUGACCGGUCAGCUUCUGGUGGACGAGGAACAACGACCCAUGAGCUAUACCCAAUCGUUCUACCUGGUCCCCGACAACGCUCAGUACUACGUCCACAACGACAUCUUCAAGCUUGUCUAUGGUUAG
This is a messenger RNA of Daldinia childiae, 375 nucleotides long. RefSeq names its product Nuclear transport factor 2. Gene Ontology annotation, biological process: nucleocytoplasmic transport. Gene Ontology annotation, cellular component: nuclear pore central transport channel. Bases 1 to 375 code for a protein of 124 amino acids. NCBI's taxonomy places the organism in Eukaryota, Fungi, Ascomycota, Sordariomycetes, Xylariales, Hypoxylaceae. The record is from RefSeq and is a predicted model, not a curated record. The transcript has 6 exons.